CAGGACCUGGGGCUGGAGCUGGCGGAGCUGGUGCCGCGCCUGUUUCGGGUGGCGUCCAAAACACACGGGGACCUUCUGGAGGUAAAUCUGCAGAAUGGCAUUUUGUUUGUGAAUUCUCGGAUAGACCGCGAGGAGCUGUGCGGGAGGAGCGCGGAGUGCAGCAUCCACCUGGAGGUGAUCGUGGACAGGCCGCUGCAGGUUUUCCAUGUGGACGUGGAAGUGAAGGACAUUAACGACAACCCGCCAGUGUUCCCGGUAAAAGAGCAAAAGCUGUUUGUUUCAGAAUCCAGAAUGCCAGACUCUCGGUUUCCGCUAGAGAGCGCAUCUGAUGCAGAUGUUGGAGCUAACUCCGUGUUAACCUACAGGCUUAGCUCUCAUGAUUACUUCAUGCUAGAUGUGAAUUCAAAGAAUGAUGAGAAUAAACUGGUUGAGCUAGUAUUAAGAAAAUCAUUGGACAGAGAGGACGCUCCUGCACACAGCUUAUUCCUGACAGCCACAGAUGGCGGCAAACCUGAGCUUACAGGCAGUGUUCACCUGCUGGUCACAGUGCUGGAUGUGAAUGAUAAUGCUCCCACUUUCGAGCAGCCUGAAUACGAAGUAAGAAUAUUCGAAAACGCAGACAACGGAACAACAGUUAUCAGACUGAAUGCUUCUGAUCGGGAUGAAGGAGCGAAUGGGGCAAUUUCAUACUCUUUUAAUAGCCUUGUUGCAAAUAUGGUUAUUGACAACUUUAGCAUAGAUCGAAAUACAGGAGAAAUAGUGAUUCGGGGUAAUUUGGAUUUUGAACAAGUAAAUUUAUACAAAAUCCGCAUUGACGCAACGGACAAAGGUCAUCCUCCCAUGGCGGGUCAUUGCACUGUUUUAGUGAGAAUUUUGGAUAAAAAUGAUAACGUCCCUGAGAUAACAUUGACUUCCUUAUCCUUGCCUGUGCGUGAAGACGCUCAAUUCGGUACUGUCAUCGCCCUAAUUAGCGUGAACGACCUUGACUCAGGUGUCAACGGGCAGGUGACCUGCUCCCUGACGCCCCAUGUCCCCUUCAAGCUGGUGUCCACCUUCAAGAAUUACUAC
This is a messenger RNA of Piliocolobus tephrosceles (Ugandan red Colobus), 1068 nucleotides long. RefSeq names its product protocadherin alpha-8. The annotation marks the transcript as partial. NCBI's taxonomy places the organism in Eukaryota, Metazoa, Chordata, Mammalia, Primates, Cercopithecidae. Gene Ontology annotation, biological process: homophilic cell-cell adhesion. The record is from RefSeq and is a predicted model, not a curated record. Gene Ontology annotation, molecular function: calcium ion binding. Gene Ontology annotation, cellular component: plasma membrane. The transcript has a single exon.